UAUAAUCAUACUAAAACAGACUAAAACGGUCAGACUAUUAAUCCUCAGCCCAUUUACUUGAUCGAACCAACUGGCUAAACCGGGUUGACAACCUUGCUUAUACCCAACCCAAACACAACCUACCAGCCUUUUCAAUGAUCAUGUUGGAGUUAAUAUUCAUUAAUGGGUCUCAUACUCCUCCAAGUGCAAGUGGGGAAGUUCCAAGUCAUUCUUUUAUCCCACUCUCCAUUCUACAACCUUUGUGUUUAGCUAUUGUCCGCUAGGUUUACAUCUAUUGUCCAUUGUGUUUCUCAUAACAAUUAUUGUCUACUAGGUUUUCAGCUCCCUAUUCCAGCAACUAUCCACUAGGUUUUCGACUAUGACUUUUUGCACAAAUCAUCGCAUUUGCCACCAUUUCGCAGUCCAUCUCGAAAUACUAUCAGUGAAAUCCUAAGUUGUUCCCCAUUUCACAACCACGAGUUUUGUAUCGGGAUUGAGUUUCAUCCUAUUUAGUGUUAUUUUUUAUUUUUUCUCUCUUUUUGUUGAGAAUGAUCGCAAUUAAAACCCAAACACAUCCAGACAUAAAAGAGAGAAAAAAGUGUAUUAGUUUGAUACUAUCAAUUCGUAGUUCAUAUCAGUUAACAAAAACCUACCAGCCUUUUCAACAAUCAAUUGUUCAGAGAUUAUGUUUUUCUUCCGAUUCUGAUUUUGCUUGAUCCAAUGCCUGCCAACAAAAUACCAUCACAAAAGCCCUUUAAACUUGGGUGGUUCAGUACCAGCUAGAGGAUAUUUUAGUGAUCAUUGGCAAUGUUUUAGUGCCUCUCACACAUUCACCGUUUUCCAAUAUCGCUACUGAAAAUUCAUACUAAAUUUGCUAUGUGUUGUCGAGUUUUAUAUUGAGAUCGAGUUUCAUAUUCAAUGAUGUUUUCUUAUUUCUCUUUUCCCUUUUGGUUAAGCAUUAAAAUUGAACUCAAGCUCAAGGGUAUGCAACCUAAUUCAACCAGGUCAAAGCGAAUUGAAUCCAAACCCAUGGUAUUGACGAGUUUUGUAUCGAGAGCGAGUUUUAUCCGGAUUUGUAGUUGGCAGGUUGGGUCGAGUGUGAAUUUAUUAGAACUCAAUUCGACCCGGUUAAAGCGAGCUAAACACGGUGUUGAUGAGUUUUGGAUUGAGAGUGAGUUUUGUCCACUUUGAUAGUUUUUAUUUGGGUUAUAGGUAUAAUAUGCCCUUCUACUAUGAUGUUUUAUCAAACAUGCCCCUUUACUAUAUUUUACAUCAAACAUGCCCUUGUACUUUGUAAAAAUUAUCAAACAAGCACUUUUGUUAAAAAUUUCAUCCAAAAACCGUUAACCAACGCCAAACUUUGGUUUGGGCGACACAAAUGUCUAAAAUAUCCCUAAUAAUUUCACUUUAUAAUGUUUUUUUGUUCUUUUGUGUAGCCAAUUAAUUCAAAUAAUUUCACUUUGAAGAGACCCAGAGAAAUAAAACGGGGGACAAAACUGAUAUUUUCCCUCCCAUUUGCCGAUGUCGGGUCAUCUAGAUCUUAGUUCAACCAUGACUGAUAAUUUUUUUCAAUGAAAAUUUUAGCAGAAGGGCAAGUUUGAUAACUUUAUCAGAGAACUGGGGCAUGUUUGAUGUAAAAAAUAAUAGAGAGGCAUGUUUGAUAAAACGUCAUAGUAGAGGGGCAUAUUAUACCUAUAACCUUUUUUAUUUCUCAUUUUCAUUUUGGUUGAGAAUGACAAUUGAUCCUUGACCCGAUACUAAUGAUUUUUUUUUAUCGAGAGUGUGUUUUUAUCUGCGUUUAGAAUUGACAUGUUGAGCAGAGUGUGAAUUGUUAAAAACUUGGUUCAAACCAGUCAAGGCGAGUUGCGCUCCGUGUGUAAAGUUUUUGGCAUGGAGUGAGUUUUAUCCGCUUUUGUGUUUUUUAUUUAUCUUUUCCCUUUUGGUUGAGCACCCAAACCUACGGAUAUCCAACCUAUUCAAUAUAAUCAAAACAACUUGAAGCCGAUGUUUACACGUUCCCGGGUGGGAGUGAGUUUUAUUCUCUUUUGUAAUUGACGGGUCAAAUCGGUUGUGAAUUUAUUACAAACUCGGUUCAGCCGGAUCAAAGAGAGUUGAACAUGGUGUUGCCGAGUUUUGGAUCGCGAGUGAGUUUUAUCCGCUUUAGUGUUUGAUAAUUUCUCUUUUUCUUUCUGGUUGAGAAUGAAAUUGAACCCAAAUUCAUGGGUAUCCAACCUAAUUCGAUCCGGCUAAAGUGAUGGGUCAGGUCGGUUGUGAAUUUAUUACAAAUCUGGUUCAACCCGAUCAAAGAGAGUUGAACAUGAUGUUGUCGAGUUUUGGAUCGUAAGCAAGUUUUAUCCUCUUUAGUGUUUGUUAAUUUCUUUUUUUUUUGUUUGAGAAUAAAAUUGAACCCAAAUUCAUGGUUAUUCAACCUAAUUCGAACGGGCCAAAGUGAGUUGGACCUUCUCAAACCUACGAUCAGUCCAAAACUACAUAAAAAGGAGAAUCAAGAUGAACUUUAAAAAAAACAAAGCAAAAAGAAUACACUAAGCAGUAGUUUAUGAGAGAAGAUUAAACAUAUAAAUCAUUUGCUCUACGACCGGUCUCCCUUAUUAAAGUAUCGUUGCGUCGUCUACAUGGAGUUGUAGAUGAUAAACCUUUACUUUUGGAUCAAAAUUCAAACUAUUAAUUUUUAAAAUAUAACAUUUUCACUUACACACGAAGCGACAACGAGCGGGAUUAUACUAGUAAUGAUUGAAAAUGAUAAUGGAAUGGAAUGGGUUUAAGUCAACCCACCCACUCUCAUCCCUACUAUUUCGCUAUGCACUAUGUACGCGUCCAAUUAAAAUAAACACGUUUCUUUUGCGAAAUGCGUCUUUGGGUCGAAACAAAGUGAAAUUAUUAGAAUUAUUUGGCUGUACAAAACAACCAAAAAAUUCUAAAGUGAAAUUAUUAGAAAUAUUUUAGACAUUUGUGUCACCCAAGCUAAAGUUCAGGCAUGGUUAACGGUUUUUGGAUGAAAAUUUAACACGAUGAUACGUUUGAUCAUUUUUACAAAAUACAAGAGCAUAUGUUUGAUAUAAAAAAUAAUACAGCACCAUGUUUGAUAAAACGACAUAAUAGUGUGGCAUAUUAUACCUAUAACCCUUUAUAUUCACGUACGCAAUCUAUUUUUUUAAGCACACUCCAAUUAUAUAGUAUAUUAAGUAAGUCGAUAAUGAUCACGUGCAUAGGUUGCAUGCGUAAUUAUAAGUGAAUUUGCAUGAAUAAGUGAGAAUUAAGUAAAAAUGUAACUUUGUAUUUGACUUUUCCAAUGCAGGAGCUUGAAAUCCAAAUGAGGGGGGCCGGGCCUGACUUGAACCGCGAUACUUGGGGGAGGGGGACUAAGAGUCUAAGACCUUAUCGACUAUUCUAUAUCUUAAAUUUGUUACGAAUUUUACUUAUAAUUUUAAGUAUAUUUCAAAGUUGAGAGAACUAUAUUUCUUCGUUACACUUUUCCCCAACACUUGAUCUUGAUGGAACCCACAAAUUACAUUCCUAUCUCCAAGUCAGAAAAUUGUGUUUAGUCUGAAUAUACGACUUCCAAAUGAAUUUUAUGUGUUGUUACCCCGUUGAUUUUUUCAAUUCCCACAUUACUUACCCCUAUACUCCCAAUUCCGUCACCAUGGCCCAAAGAAGCUCCCUCGUUGGUUCCCAACUUUCAUCUUUCCCCCGCGCCACAGUUUGAUCAAAGCCACACUGCCCAAUGUUUUCUUCUUCUUCUUUUUUUUCGCCGUCGCACGAUGGUGUUGAAAAAACACGCACCGUAUUACGUUUGUCCUUUGAAAAAUUAUGUAUACCAAUGAAGAACAAUGUCCUCAAUUCUUGUAAAGACCAGUUCUUUUAUUCAAACUUUUGCCCACCAAACCAGCCCUUAUAUAUUCCUCCCUCUCUCCCCACAAAGUCACCAACUUUUCUGUCCAUCAACUAACCCACCGAACCCUCCUCUGCCUCCCUUCUUCCCGGGAAAAAAAAAACAGAGCUUUUCCUUCUCUGCAAUCCACUACGACAAAAAAGUAGAAAUUUUGGCGGCAACCCAGAUGGCAUCUACGUUCAAAUCGCUCCGGUACGCAAUCUUCUUUGCGUUGGCGCUCUCCGUCGUGUUCGCCUUCGCCGCGGAAGCCGGCCGGCCAUUCAGCAUCAUGGAGUCGGAGACGGCGCAGGCAGCUGGGUGCGCGAUCGAACGAUUCUUCGACGGGCUGGCGCUGGGAGCGAUGAUGGUGUCGGGGCCGAGCCCCGGCGUGGGGCAUUCGUUCAGCAACGCGGAGACGCUGGGAGGAAUGAAGAACUCCGGACCCAGCCCGGGAGUGGGUCACAGCUUUACCACGGGCACCCACCAGUGACCCGACCCGGUCAAACUCGACCGAUCUUUGCUGAGUCGUAUUCGUUAGAUUGCGGACGAUUGAUUCUCUCUGGCUUUGGGUUUAAUUCUUUUGGAUUCUUUUGGGGGCGUUCGGCAUUCGGCUGAUGCUGAGGACGGCGUCGUGUAGAGGAAAAAAAGGAAUGAAUAGAAAUGAUAAAUCAUAUACGUGAUACACACACAAUGUUGUAGAGAGUCGGAAGGCAUGAAUGGCAUGCCGUACUUCUUUAUUGUUUUUGUUUUCCUUCAAGGGGGCAUUUGUUUAUUGGUUUAGGUUUACUUGAGAAACAAGAUCUAUUGUUUCAUUAUGUGAGCCUGCGAAUUUGUAUAUAUAUUGCAAGAGUUUUUUUUUCAAACGAUAUCAUGAUGCAAAUAAAUAGAUAGUUACAUCCUCGAAACUAGUCAGGCUCGGAAAUAAAAAAAGCGACUCAUAAUCGGAUACAUAGAGAGGGCUUUCCUAGCUACCGAGUGAGCUACCCUAUUGUUCUCCCGACCUAUAAAUCGCACACUAAACCCAGGAUGAGCGCGAAAAUAAUGACCUAUCUCCUCUAGAACAACACCCAACCUGUUGUCCCUUGUGUUGGCUUGAUUAAUUUUAUCAAUGAUUACUUUCGCAUCGCCCUCGAACCGGACCGCCGACAAGCCACAUUCUAAACAACAAAUAAUAGCCUCCCGAAGCACAAGCAAUUCCACCACUAUAGGCUCAUGCACUUGAGGAAACUGAACCCCCCUUGCCAUAAGGAUCGUUCGCACUGGAUCCAAAAGAACCAUCCCACCAGCCGAGUGCGACCCACUCCUAGUGGCACCAUCCCACGUGCAAACCAAUCGUGAAUCACCCACUUGGGUUACUGGUUGUACCAACGGGAAAGUCACCCUAGGAGCCUGGUCAAUUGGCAAGUCCACUCAUUCCUCAUAUUGCUGGUUAAACAAGCGCAGGAAUCCCAAACUGUUUGCCUUCAAAGACAACCCAGUUACGAGACCGCCAGAUCCGCCAAAGGAUGGCAGCAACAGCCAUAAACAACGACGGUUGAUGGAUCAGUGCCAGAACACGUUUGAGAAAUAAUGGAAAAGUGUGACGGGGCAAACCCUCCCCAAGUACUCCAGUCCUGAAUAGUCCUAGAGAGCCCGCGCAACCGGGCAAUAGAGAAACAUAUGUUCCAUAGUCUCAGGGCUAUCCUAGCAAACCGGACACUGGGGAAGCACAUGGACCUUUUUUUCAAUGAGCGCCUCAGUAGUUGGUAGAGCCCGAUUACAAAUUUGUCAGAAAAAGAUCUUCAGCUUCGGAGGGAUCCUAGCCUCCCACAAACGGAUCCAACUCGACAAAGAGUUAGGGGUAACCGAAAACACGACAUAACAUGCAGGGGUAGAGCCAAAGCUAUUGAUUUAAUCAAUGUUUCAUUUGCCGCUCAGGACAAUGCCCUUUGUUUUCACCCCUACAGUCGCUCUAAUAGUUUCUCCUCCAAAUAUCUGAACGUGAUCAUUUUAGACCUGGCAACCAGCGUUGGUAACCCCAGAUAUUUAUCAAGGACCCCCACUGCCUCAACCCCUAGAAUCGUGGCCAAGAUCUCUUGAUCUGGCAGGGCAAUAUUCUUACUAAAGCACAUCACAGAUUUCUCCAGAUUAACCCGUUGGCCACUCAGCUCCUCAUAUUCGUUCAAAACCUCAAUUAAAUUCUCACACUCCUGGAGAGAUCCUCGCAAGAAUAAAUAAGAGUCAUCAGUGAAGAACAGAUGAGAGAUUCUAGGAGCACUAGGAGCCACUUUUACCCCCUCCAGUUUCUUUUCCGAGAUCGCUUUCCGAAGGAGAGCCGCAAACCCCUCUAUGCAGAGAACAAACAAGAGAGGUGAUAGCGGAUCCCCCUGACGGAGCACCCGGGAGGAAGUGAAAUAACUCAAGGGGGUACCA
Linum trigynum is the source of this 6280-nucleotide messenger RNA. Lineage: Eukaryota; Viridiplantae; Streptophyta; Magnoliopsida; Malpighiales; Linaceae. The record is from the annotation of a GenBank genome assembly.